CCCGGUAAAUGAGGGCCUCUACUUAUAGGAGCAGUUACUGGUUCUUUCUGCCGGCGACGGUUGCAGCGAAACUUGAAAAAGCAGCGCGAGACGCGGCCAUUUUGGCCACCUCCGGACUUUUUAUAAUAUUAGACUAAAGUUUCUCCUGUUAUCUACUUCUUAGCAUCAUGGCAUUGUCAAGAAUCAUAAAAUCCAAUCAAACUCUCGUCAAAUCAAUCAAACUAAUCCCACCGAAUUCUUCGUUACUGCAUUCCUGCAAAAGCCCCCUGUUUUUCCCCUCAAAUCAGCGAAGAUCCAUUUGUGCAAAGCAUCGAAACGACAAUUUCCUCUCGUCCGAUCAGAUCAACAUCUCAAAUGCCUUCAUUUCAAUCUUAAUCAAACAACCUUUUUCACCAAAUAAUCCAGAGCUCAACAACCUCGUACCUCUACUCACCCACAAAAUCGUCGAAUCCGUUCUAAACAACCUCAAAAACUGGAGACUAGCUCAGCAGUUUUUCACAUGGGUUUCAAGUCUACCUGGUUAUAAGCAUAACAUUUAUACUUACAAUGCCAUGGCUUCUAUUCUAUCACGUGCUCGACAGAAUGCCCAACUGAAGGCUUUGGCUUUGGAUGUCGUCGAUUCCAAUUGUUCUAUGAAUCCUGGGGCAUUGGGAUUUUUUAUUAGGUGUUUGGGGAGUGUUGGGUUGGUGGAUGAAGCUAAUAACUUGUUUGAUCAGGUUCAAAGGAUAGGUCUUUGCGUACCGAAUAGCUAUAGCUAUAAUUGUUUGUUGGAAGCUUUGUCUAAGUCUAAUUUGAUUGAUUUGGUUGAAAUCAGAUUGAAGGAGAUGAGAAAUUUGGGGUUGGAAUUUGAUAAGUACACCCUGACCCCAGUUUUGCAGGUUUAUUGCAUUGCCGGGCAGUUUGACCAGGCUUUGAGUGUGUUCAAUGAGAUGCUUGAAAGGGGAUGGGUGGAUGAACAUGUUUUGUCCAUCUUGGUUGUUGCCUUUAGUAAGUGGGGUGAAGUCGAUAAGGCAAUUGAACUGAUAGAUCUAAUGGAAGAGCGUGGUAUGAGGUUGAAUGAGAAGACAUUUUAUGUUCUGAUUCAUGGAUUUGUGAGGGAAUCUAGAAUGGAUAAAGCUCUUUGCUUGUUCGAUAAAAUCCGGAAAUUGGGAUUUUGUCGUAGUGUUUCACUUUUUGAUGUGAUGAUUGGAGGGCUUUGUAAGAAUAAUGAGCGCGAGAAAGCAUUGUCUUUAUAUUCAGAAAUGAAAGAGUUGGGAAUUGAUCCUGAUUUUGGGAUACUGACAAAGCUGAUAUAUUCUUUUUCUGAAGAAGAAGAAGAAAUGGACCGGUUGCUUCAACAAUGCUGGGAAGAUGUCGGUUCACAACCUAAGAACCUGCUUUUCAAUUCCGUUCUGGAAGGUCUUGUUCGCAAUGGCUCAAUAGAUACAGCUUGUAAUCUUAUCCAAUCGGUAAUGGGGAACAACAGAAAUGGUGGUAGUGUCCUUGUGAAGUACUUUUUGAAUGAAAAGGAAGUAGUUACCCUUAAUACUAACUCAUUUACUAGUGUUAUCAAUGGCUUGCUUGGUGCGGGUAAGGUGGAUAUGGCACUCUGUCUCUUCCGAGAGAUGGUUCAAUUUGGUUGUAAUCCAACUUUAUCGCAUUGUAACAAUUUGAUUGAUGCACUGUGCAAGUUAAAUAGACUGGAAGAAAGUUAUGAACUUUUGAGACAGAUGAAGGAAAUGGGACUUGAACCAACCCAUUUUACUCACAACUGCAUCUUUGGGUGUCUUUGUCGGCUAGAAGAUGUUGAAGGAGCAGUUGAACUGGUGAGAAAGAUGCGCUUUUAUGGCCAUGAACCAUGGAUAAAGUAUUCUACCUUGCUUGUGAAGAACUUGUGUAAACAUGAGAAGGCGGUGGAAGCUUGCAAAUUUCUCACUGAUAUGGCACAAGAAGGUUUUCUUCCCGAUAUAAUUACCUAUUCUGCUGCUAUAAAUGGUUUGAUCAAAAUUAAAUCAGUUGAUAAGGGUUUGGAGCUAUUCCAAGAAAUCUGUGCUCGUGGGUAUUGUCCUGAUGUAAUUUCUUAUAACAUACUUAUAAAAGCGCUCUGUAAGGCCAAAAGAGUUGCAGAAGCUGAGGGUCUUUUGAAUGAUAUGAUGUUGAAGGGGCUUGUUCCCUCUGAGGUCACAUAUAAUUAUUUGAUAGAUGGAUGGUGCAAAAAUGGUGAGAUUGACCGAGCUAUGCUUUGCCUUUCCAAGAUGUUCGGAAAAGAGAGAGAGGCAAAUGUGAUUACUUAUGCAACUUUAGUUGAUGGAUUGUGCAAUUUUGGAAGACCUGAUGAUGCUCUAAAGCUAUGGGAUGAAAUGGGUAGAAAAGGAUGCAUUCCCAACAGAAUUGCUUACCACACUCUCGUCAAUGGACUUUGCAAGUGUGGUAGAUCCUCUGCUGCUUUAGUUCAUUUCAAUGAGAUGAAAGAAAAGGAAAUGAGACCUGACAGCUAUAUCUAUAUAGCACUAAUAAGUGCUUUUCUAUCAGACACAAACUUACCUUGUGUUCUCGAUAUGUUAAAAGAGAUGGUCGAUGUAGGAAAUUUACCAGAUCCACUAGAUAAGAACUUCCCUAUCAUAAGAGGUGCAAUUUGUAAAUUGUUAGAAGACGCCAGAACGUCUUUUAGCAUAAAACACCUUAUAGCCGAGGGCAAGAUCCCAGAUGUUAGUCUCUUGGAAGGAGUUGAAGGUAGACAUGAGCCCUCUAUAUGAUCCUUUUCUGUCUCGCAUCAUCUAUAUCUGGUGUUAUGUUUUCAGAUCCAGCAACCCUAAACCCUUCGCCGUUGUUAAUUGGAACUUUAAUCUUGAAUCCUAAUACUGCUUGAUGGCAUUCGACUGACAA
Gossypium arboreum is the source of this 2865-nucleotide messenger RNA. RefSeq names its product putative pentatricopeptide repeat-containing protein At5g08310, mitochondrial. Gene Ontology annotation, molecular function: protein binding. The coding region runs from base 168 to 2735 and encodes 855 amino acids. The record is from RefSeq and is a predicted model, not a curated record. The transcript has a single exon. Lineage: Eukaryota; Viridiplantae; Streptophyta; Magnoliopsida; Malvales; Malvaceae.